Dinoponera quadriceps is the source of this 544-nucleotide messenger RNA. RefSeq names its product tachykinin-like peptides receptor 86C. Gene Ontology annotation, biological process: G protein-coupled receptor signaling pathway. NCBI's taxonomy places the organism in Eukaryota, Metazoa, Arthropoda, Insecta, Hymenoptera, Formicidae. The record is from RefSeq and is a predicted model, not a curated record. Gene Ontology annotation, cellular component: plasma membrane. The annotation marks the transcript as partial. Gene Ontology annotation, molecular function: tachykinin receptor activity. The transcript is spliced from 2 exons.
AUGAAUAGCAUGACUCUGGCGCUUUUGUACAACUGCAGCGCUUGGGUCUUGGAACGCAACGUCACGCUGUUACUCAGGCUAAAUUACAGCGAAUUCUUUAGUGUUCUUGAGGAGGCACUGGACAGCUCGAGCCGACCGGACUUCCUCCGUGACCGGAUCACUGACUGCGUGUUCGCGAAUCAAGAGCGGCCGUUUGACUUGCCGUGGUGGCAGAAACUCUUCUGGUCGUUGAUAUACGCGGUGAUAGUGCUAGUCGCGAUCGGCGGCAACGGCAUCGUCAUGUGGAUCGUACUCGCUCACAGGCGAAUGCGCACCGUCACUAAUUACUUCUUGGUGAAUCUCUCCUUGGCGGACCUUAUGAUGUCAUCGCUCAACUGCGGCUUCAACUUUAUCUUUCUCGUCAACUCUGAUUGGCCCUUCGGAGUGGUGUAUUGCACCAUCAACAACUUCGUGGCACACGUGACCGUCGCCUCCAGCGUUUUUACCCUCGUCGUAAUUUCAUUUGACAGGUCAGUUUCUUUUUUAUGGAGAAACUUUGCCAUAC